CCACGAUCUCUGCACAUGCGCAUUAAAAAGCAUCAGUUUUUGAAGCGCGAUUUCUCCUAUAAUCUAGUAACAAUUCAAGUUUUAUGCAAUGUAGAGUGAAAAAUCAUAUAUUUAUCUUUCAAAUUAUCUAAAAAUUUCAGAUUUUAGUCAUGUAUGUAGCUAAUAGAUAACAUGAUGAAUAUUCAUAAAGUCGUACAUUUUUAUGUACCUACGCAUGCGCACUAAGUUGGCGCCAAAUCAAAAAUUUCCAAGUUUGUUUUAUAUCAUUUCUUUUUACGCUUUUAACAAUUUAGGUAAUAUUUAUCAAUUAUUUCAAACCAAAACUAUAGUAUCUAUUACAACUAUGUCUAGUCAUCAAACAUUGCGAUCUAGAAGGUCAGAGAUGGAGAGAGAAAGAAGGAAUAGACGGCGAAGUCCAUUUUCGCGGCAAAACAAUUCUGAAAAUCGAAAUGAGAGAUAUUCAAGAGAUGGAGAUCUUAGUCCUCUUAGGAGUCCAAUAGGAAACAAAAGAGAACACAAAGUAAGGAGGAGAGAUCAAGAAAACAGUUCAGAUAGCCAAGGAAGUCACAAUGAAAGGCGAGGAAAGAGUAGCGGUGACAGACGAGGAGAGAACAGGGAUAGGCAAGGAGGUCACAAUGACUGGGUAAUAGACAGGCAUGGAGAUCAAAGAGGUUACAAUGAACCAGAUAGUUCAAGCAGUCAUCGCUCUCACAGAUAUUCUGAGAAUCGGGCAGGUCCUGCAUGGCGGACAUCUUCACACAGGGAGUCACAAAGGGUACAACCCAGCGAAGACUGGGACAAAGAGCUCGAAGAAAACUUCCCUACACUACCAGACUCAAAGUCAUUGACACCGAAUCUGCAAACAAUCUGCGUAAGUUGGUUUCCUGCACGACAGACUGGGCAGCACAGGUGGAGGAAUACGAAGAAAGUACAGAACAAGUCAAGCAAGAGUUCAACAGAUACAGGCGUAGGCUCCAACUCUCUGAAUGUGAGGAACUAGAAAAGCAAGAAGUAAAAAGGGAGAAAGAGACAGAUAAGGUCCUGAUAGCAAAACGAGAGAAGCACAUUAGCUAUGGCAAGAACACGGUUGGAUACGAGAACUACGUUAAACUAGUACCAUUUGGGAUGAGAACAAGGGAUCACCCAAAGACCCCUAAUAAAUACAGGAAAUGUAGCAGGCGAUCAUGGGACACACAAAUCAAGAUAUGGCGACGUGCCCUCCAUUUCUAUGACGGUCUAACUGGCAAACGGUCUCAAUGUUCAUCAAGAGCUUCCUCAGUAUUUGGUGACUGUUCAUCAGAAGGCUCCUUAGAAACAACACAAAAGUCUUUCAUCGGGACCAGUAUGGAAUCAGGCGUUGACAUGACAACCCCUAGGAAUACACCAUGUGACUUCAACGUUGAGGAAACUGCUGACCAAAUGUCGAAAACAUUUAAAAGUCUCCUUAAGGAGGUCAGAGAUCGUACAAACACGAAGGAGAACCCAUUUUCCGGUCUAGUUCAGAUAACGAAGAGAACACAGAUGAUUGAUGGACUUUGCUGUAUCUGGUAGUAGAAAGGAUCAUUUUGAUGAUGAUGGGUUUCAUAUUGAUGACUGUCUUGCACCUGUUGUGCAGGGUAAGAACUGGACUUGUGAGGGAAUAGCUCCUGAAUAGUUCAUGAAUGUUAUCAAGUGUUAACUCUUGAUUUUGUUAUUUAAGAUAUAUAAAGUUUUAUAGACAUGAGAGCCUGAGGCUGAUAAUAGGUGGUGCUGCAAACACAGGUUUAAACGCGUGUGUUUUCUGAGUUCUAUAUGAUCUAGAAAUUCAGAUAUCUUGUAUAGUAUACUUGAAAAUUUGGAAUAUUCUCCCUGUAAGCAUCACCCAAGAAGAGUAUUCAGAAUUCAUUGUUUUAUCGACAUCAUCUUUCAAUGUCCUCUCUUAUAUCUGGAAG
Messenger RNA from Owenia fusiformis, 1931 nucleotides. Lineage: Eukaryota; Metazoa; Annelida; Polychaeta; Sabellida; Oweniidae. The record is from the annotation of a GenBank genome assembly.